AUGGAGGGGUGCUCAGAGGAAGCCAGCCUGCUGCGGCACCUGGAGAAGGUGGCCAGUGAGGAAGAAGAGGUGCCCCUGGUGGUCUAUUUAAAGGAGAACGCAGCCUUGCUGACGGCCAAUGGGCUCCACCUGUCCCAGAACCGAGAGACCCAGAAGAGUCCGCCCACCCCGCCUCCAGCUGAGGUCCACAGCCCAGCUCUGGAUGUCAACCAAAACCUGGCGUCCCCCAGUGCCACACUCGUCACACCAGCUUCUAACGAGAGCCACAACCUGCCAGCCACAGACGUCAACCAGAACCCGGCGGCGGCCGGCACCCCUCAGAGCCUGCCGUUUUCUAGCCGUCAGCACAAUUCCUCGGAGGCUCAGCUCCCAGCGCCCGGCACAGGACCAGACUCUACACCCAGCACCCAGGGUGCCGGCGGGCAACCUCGGGAGCAGGUGAGACCCAGCACACUCCUAACCGACAAGGCGUCAGCGCCAUCGGCCGCCAGCGGCACCUUCCCCAGAGAAGCGGCUCCCAGCUCCGGGUCCCCAGGCCCAGGCUUCAUGUCCAGCUCCCUGCUCGUCGAUGUCCAGCCCAGCGCCCCAGCAGGACAGGAGACACCGGGGCGGGCGGCGGCCACCACGCCCACCAAGAUGUACAGCGAGGUCCACCUCACGCUGGCCAAGCCCGCGUCCGUGGUCAACAGGACGGCCAGGCCCUUUGGGAGCCAGGCACCAGGAGGCACUGGCCCGAUGGAGCGGAGCCCCAUGGUAGAGAGAAGACAGCUCGGAGGGAAGGCCCCGGCUUCCCAGCCCCCCAGCAUGGCCGACAGGAGCCCUCGGCCGCAGAGACACGUCAUGUCCCACAGCCCCAUGGUGGAGAGGCGGCCCAUGGCACAGCGCAGCCCCGCCCUGGAGAGACGCCCCGUGGGGAACUUCACCCCACCCCCCACGUACGCUGAGACCUUGUCCACGGCUCCCCAGGCUUCCCGGGUGAGGUCUCCCCCCUCUUACUCCGCCUUGUACCCCAGCUCUGACUCCCAGCCUUCCCACGUGAAAGGCCAGGCGGUUCCCGCCGGCAAGACGGGGAUUUUGGAGGAGUCCAUGGCCCGGAGGGGCAGCCGGAAAUCCAUGUUCACCUUCGUGGAGAAGCCCAAGGUGACGCCAAACCCAGACCUGCUGGAUCUGGUGCAGACAGCUGACGAGAAGCGGAGGCAGAGGGACCAGGGGGAGGCCAGCGGGGAGGAGGAGCCCUUCGCGCUGGGGGCCGAGGCCUCCAACUUCCAGCAGGAGCCGGCGGCACCCAGGGACAGGGACAGCCCCACCACGGCCGAGAACGCCGUCCCCGAGUGGGCCUCCUGCCUCAAGUCCCCGCGCAUACAGGCCAAGCCGAAGCCCAAACCCAACCAGAACCUGUCCGAGGCCUCCGGGAAAGGGGCGGAGCUCUACGCCCGCCGCCAGUCCCGCAUGGAGAAGUACGUCAUCGAGUCCUCGGGCCACGCUGAGCUGGCCCGCUGCCCUUCGCCCACCAUGUCCCUGCCCUCGUCCUGGAAGUACUCCCCUGGCAGCCUCCGCGUGGCCUCCCGAAGCCCGGCUCGGACCCCGCCCGCCUCCCUCUACCACGGCUACCUGCCUGAGAACGGGGUCCUGCGCCCGGAGCCCGCCAAGCAGCCGCCCUACCAGCUGCGGCCCUCGCUCUUUGUCCUCUCUCCCAUCAAGGAGCCAACCAAGGCCUCGCCGAGAGCCGCCUCACCCGCCAAGCCGGGCUCUCUGGACCUGGCGCCCAGCCUGCCCAAGGCGACCGUCCCGCGGUCACCAGCCCUGCCCCGGCCCUCCCGCUCCUCGCCAGGCCUCUACACAGCCUCGGGCCAGGACGGCCUGCAGCCCACUGCCGUGAGCCCCACCUACAGCAGCGACAUCUCCCCCGUGUCUCCCUCCAGAGCCUGGUCUCCCCGGGCCAAGCAGGCCCCCAGGCCCUCCUUCAACACCCGGAAUGUCGGGAUCGAGGCUCAGGACCGCCGCGAGAGCCUGCCCACCUCCCCGCCCUGGACGCCCAGCGCGUCCCGGCCUCCCAGCAGCCUGGACGGCUGGGUGAGCCCACGGCCCUGGGAGCCGGGCCGCGGGGGCAGCAUGAGCAGCCCCCCGCCGCUGCCUCCGCCGCCGCCCAUGUCCCCCUCGUGGAGCGAGCGCUCGGUAUCCCCACUGCGACCUGAGACACGACCUGAGACGGAGGUGCGGCCCCCCAGCCGCCAACUGCAGGCUCUGCUGGCCCGAAACAUAAUCAACGCGGCCCGGCGCAAGAGCGCCUCCCCGAGGCCGGCGGGCGCCGAGAGCCUGCGGCCCUUCUCCCCGCCCAGGGCGCCGCUGCCGCCGCCGCCACCACCGCGCAUGCGCUCGCCGCAGCCCGCCCGGCCCGGCCCAGUGGCUACCUUUGGGGCCACAUUCGCCCCAAUCCCGCGGAGCCCGCUGCUGGCCGGGCCCUCGCCCUGCGCCAGCCCCCGCAGUCCGCCCCCCGCACCGUCCAGGCCCUUCCCCUAUCGCCGCUCGCCCACGGACUCUGAUGUGUCCCUUGACUCCGAGGACUCCGGGGCGAAGUCGCCCGGCAUCCUGGGCUACAACAUCUGUCCCCGUGGGUGGAAUGGGAGCCUGAGGCUCAAGCGUGGCAGCCUCCCCACCGAGGCCUCCUGCACCACCUAA
Pipistrellus nathusii (Nathusius's pipistrelle) is the source of this 2679-nucleotide messenger RNA. Lineage: Eukaryota; Metazoa; Chordata; Mammalia; Chiroptera; Vespertilionidae. The record is from the annotation of a GenBank genome assembly.